Molecule: messenger RNA, 654 nt
Organism: Fomitiporia mediterranea MF3/22
Lineage: Eukaryota; Fungi; Basidiomycota; Agaricomycetes; Hymenochaetales; Hymenochaetaceae
Exons: 3
Coding region: 39-494 (151 amino acids)
Biological process (GO): translation
Cellular component (GO): cytosolic small ribosomal subunit; ribosome; nucleolus
Molecular function (GO): small ribosomal subunit rRNA binding; structural constituent of ribosome
Source: RefSeq, a predicted model, not a curated record
UUCGUUGUCCUCGACGUUCAUAAAAAGCACUAUUCAUCAUGGGUCGUAUGCACGCUCCCGGAAAGGGCAUUUCGUCCUCUGCCCUUCCCUACCGCCGCACUCCACCUUCAUGGCUUAAAACUACUCCCGAAGAGGUCGUCGAGCACAUCUGCAAGCUUGCUCGCAAAGGCAUGACACCAUCGCAAAUCGGUGUGCUCCUCCGUGACUCGCACGGCAUUCCCCAAGUUCGCUUCGUCACUGGUAACAAGAUUCUCCGUAUCCUCAAAUCGAACGGCCUGGCACCAGCCAUCCCAGAGGACCUCUGGCACCUCGUCAAAAAGGCGGUCGCCGUCCGCAAGCACCUCGAGACAAACCGCAAGGACAAAGACUCGAAGUUCCGCCUCAUUCUCAUCGAGUCGCGUAUCCACCGUCUGGCACGAUACUACAAGACGAGGCAGCAAAUUGCGCCCACCUUCAAAUAUGAUUCUGCGACUGCGUCGACGCUCAUUGCUUAAGUGUUGGGGGUGCAGUUGGAAUGUUUGCUUAAUGGGUCGUAUGCGCGCACGUUUGUAUGAUUUUAUUGCGAAUAUGUCAAUGCUAUGCCAUGCGUCCAUAUCUCUUUUUACUGUCGAAACCAGCGCCGAGUUAAAUGGUUAUUUGUCUCGUUAUGAGGCG